Molecule: messenger RNA, 2851 nt
Organism: Magallana angulata
Lineage: Eukaryota; Metazoa; Mollusca; Bivalvia; Ostreida; Ostreidae
Exons: 3
Coding region: 6-2672 (888 amino acids)
Biological process (GO): proteasome-mediated ubiquitin-dependent protein catabolic process; negative regulation of translation; protein polyubiquitination
Molecular function (GO): ubiquitin protein ligase activity; translation repressor activity; zinc ion binding
Source: RefSeq, a predicted model, not a curated record
ACACAAUGGAAACAGCAAGUACUCCAUGUAAAGUACAUCAGUGUUCUAAGUGUCCGGGGGACACAGAGUACUAUUGUGUAUCGUGUCCAUGUGAUCUGUGUCCCCAGUGUAAAGAAAACCAUGUAAAAGACCUCCAAACAAUUGACCACGAUGUUGUGUCACACCGUGAUAAGAUCAACUACAUCCCAACACAAGAGAUCUGUGUGAGACAUCCUAGCCAUGUUUAUAGAAAGUACUGUGAACCGUGUCAAGUUCCUGUCUGUUACCACUGCACACAACAUAGAAAUCACCAACAAUUAGUUAUUACAACAUCCUAUAACAAAACGCGACAACAACACAGAGGAACCAUUCACACCAUCAGAAGUGAGGCUCUCUUUUACAGACCUGUUCUCCUGCCACGAAUAAAAACUGAUUUCAAAACCUGUCGCACAGAAUUCUCUCUCUAUCAUUCAGAGAUGUUAACAAAGGCCCAGACACUGAAUCAUCUCAUUGACUAUAUACAAAACGAUUUCAUGUGUAAUGUGUUCUGUGACUUUGAUUUCAAACACAGAUGUUUAAAACAGAAGAAAGAAAUGAUCGUACGUAUUGUCAGCCUACAGAGAUAUUUAUACAUAUAUGAACAGAGGAGAGUAAUCAGACCGCUACAAUUCCUCUCCUCCAUAAAGGCAGCCCUCCCCCAGAUACAUCCUAUACUCCACACCAGCCAGCUCUCCAUGACUGAGUCACUCAACAAGGAGGAUGUGAUGGAGUCACUGAGUAUCCAAAUCACAGAGAGAGGAAACCGACGCGUAGGAAACCAGUGUCUGCUGAAACUGACGUCUGUUCCUGAGUUCCAUCAAUCUCUCACAGUGACAGGUGUUGGUCGUUGUUUUCACAUUUCCUGUGUGACAUCAGACCGGGUCUGGGUCAGUAAUUGGAACAAUCUCAUCUUGACAGACACAACAGGUGUCCCUCUACAUCGUGUGAAGGAUUCAUGUAUUUGUUAUGAUAGAGGAUUUCACACUGUGAACACUGAGAGUGAACUGAUUUAUAUAGAUAGGAAUUAUAACAUCAACAAACUGUCAAAGGAUAUGAAAACAACCACCACAUUUAUGGAGAGAACAGACUCUACAUGGGAACCAUGGUGUGUGUACUGGUCCCCGUCCACUGGGGAUCUACUGGUCGGGAUGCAUGACAAACAUACAGGCAAGGUAACCCGGUACAACCAGAGCGGACAACAGACACAAACCAUACAACAUGACAACACAGGACGGGGACUGUAUAGUGUACCUCACUAUAUAACAGAAAACAACAAUGGGGAUGUCGUGGUGUCUGACUAUUACAGUGGGACUGGUGCUGUAGUGGUGACAGAGCAUGGAGGAAGACAUCGUUUCUCCUACACAGGACGUCCAUCAGGAUCAGGACUAGAGCCACUUGGAAUCUGUACUGACGCGCUGUCACACAUCCUGGUGUGUGAUGAUAAAACCAUAACAGUACAUAUGUUAGAUAAGGACGGUCACUUCCUGUCACAUCUACUGACAAUAUCACAAGAGAUGGGUAGACCUCACGGCCUGAGUUAUGAUGUCAACAUUCACCGUCUCUGGGUUGUAUCACGGGUGGACAACAUCGUGUGUGUCUACAGGUGUAUCACCAGACAGGACGCUCUGACAGAUCAAAGUCGUGUAAUGGAGUUACUGAGUGGAAUCCCAACCCCAGGGACAGAUUCACCACAGAAAGGAAACCAGUGUCUGCUGAAACUGAUGUCACCCGCCGAGUUACUUCACUCUAUCACAAUGACAGAUGUUGUUCGUUGUUGUCACAUUUCCUGUGUGACAUCAGACCGGGUCUGGGUCAGUGAUGGAUUAAAACUCAUCUUGACAGACACAACAGGUGUCCCUCUACAUCGUGUGAAGGAUUCAUGUAGUUAUGAUAUCUACCUCUUAUUUCAGGCAGGAUUACACACAGUGAACAGUGAGAGUGAACUGAUUUAUAUAGAUAGGAAUUUUAACAUCAACAAACUGUCAAAGGAUAUGAAAACAACCACCACCCGAUUUAUAGAGAGAAAAGACUCUACAUGGCAACCACGGUGUGUGUACUGGUCCCCGUCCACUGGGGAUCUACUGGUCGGGAUGUGUUAUAGAUAUACAGUGACAGGCAAGGUAACCCGGUACAACCAGAGCGGACAACUGACACAAACCAUACAGAACGACAACACAGGGCGGGGACUGUAUAGUAGACCUUGGUACAUAACAGAGAACAACAAUGGGGAUGUCGUGGUGUCUGAAAUUUUGUCUGGUGCUGUAGUGGUGACAGAGCAUGGAGGAAGACAUCGUUUCACCUACACAGGACCUCCAUCAGGAUCAGGACUAAGGCCACGUGGAAUCUGCACUGACGCGCUGUCACACAUCCUGGUGUGUGAUGGAAUAACCAAAACAGUACAGAUGUUGGAUAAAAACGGUCAGUUCCUGUCACAUAUACAGACAAAAUCACAAUAUAUUGAUGUACCAUGGAGCCUGAAUUAUGAUGUCAACACUCACCGUCUCUGGGUCGGGGAGAAAAACAAGGUGUGUGUCUACAGGUAUAUCACCAGACAGGACGCUCUGACAGGUAAGUCUGAGCAUAGACCCCGUCCUGCUGGGGAUGCCAUAUUUAGCUCAACAUCAGUCGUAGAAUGGAGAUAUCUUAGAUAUUGACAGGUUGUAAAUGUUUCUGUAAAAAUCUAGUCUGCUCUCAAAACCACACAUGUUGUUUGUCAAUUUGUUCAACAUCUGCAGCUGAAAUCGACCUGUGUAUAAUUCACAUGGACUGUAAUACUGACUUCUGUUAAUUUCACACUUUGUGAUCAUCAAAAUAUGGCUGACUGUUGCUUUAU